AGAAAUGAAUCAAAAGCUCGACAUCAGCUGAACCUGCGAGAUGUAGGAAGGACUCAAGGAGUGAUCGACUGACCUUCUCUUUGGCCUUUUCAACAACACAUACGAAAUCCAGAGGUGGAGUUGCAGCCACCAAAUACCGGCCACCUCAUUGCCUAUCUGUUGCUGGGCUAGCUAUAGUUGUAGUAGUAGAAGUGUUUACUGCCGUACUCGCCGGUAGAGGUCAUGAUUGACUUGCCCUUGAUAAACACACGUGUGCAUCAACAAAGACACAAUGAGUUCUUCUUUUGAACCUAUAGCCCAUGUAGGACUUUCUCAGUAGUGUUCGUGAUAUCACUGAAGGCAGAAUUGUGAUGAUGACUUCGGUUGGCAGUAGUAAUGGUGGAGGUGCUCCUUCUGGGGGCUCAUGGAUAUCUCUCCAGAUGCUGUCGUGUUUAGAUCGCCUCAGUCGACUCCCAGAGACAGCACGACUGGUGCUGUGUGUAGCUGGGAUAUUCGUGUGCUACCUGGUGUUUGGAAUCUUCCAAGAGAAAGUAACCCGAGGUUCAUUCGGCGAGCACCAUGAGCGGUUUACAUAUGCCACCGGACUGGUUUUCUGCCAAUGUUUGGUCGGAUGCUUAUUUGCUGGUGGUGUGUUGCAGAUCCAGCCCGAUGUUCCCAAUAACGCUCCAGCUCAUCUCUUCGCGAUCUGCUCCAGUACAUAUGUGUUGGCCAUGAUAACCAGCAAUAAGGCGCUGGAGUACAUUGCCUACCCUGUGCAGGUGCUACUGAAGGCAUGUAAACCCAUUUCAGUUCUCCUGCUCGGUGUCCUACUAGCAGGCAAACGUUACUCGGCGCAGCGUUAUGCCUGCGUCUUCCUCAUCGUCAUUGGCGUGGGAAUAUUUAUGUAUCCUAGUAAAGAUAGGCCGCCCAAAGAAGUUGGCAGUGAGACGUUUGGUGUGGCAUUGUUGGCAUUGUCUCUGGUGUUCGACGGCCUGGUUGGCGCUGUACAAGAAAAGAUCAAUGUGUUCCGGGUGACUUCAUUUCAGCUGAUGUAUGCAACGAAUGCGUACGGCUUUGCUUACUUGUUUGCUGCGUUGCUGAUUUCUGGAGAAGGCAUCGCAUUUGGAAGCUUCCUGGCUCGCUACCCGUAUGUAAUAUGGGAUAUUGUUGGCUUCAGCUUUGUUAGUGCUCUUGGACAGAGCUUUGUCUUCUUGACGAUAACGAACUUCGGACCGCUGGUCUGUUCACUGGCGACGACUCUGCGCAAGUUCACGACAAUCCUCCUGUCCAUUGUUCUCUUCGGCAACCAUCUGAUCGGCCGGCAGUGGCUGGCGGUUUUCAUUGUUUUCUUUGCCCUGCUGCUGGAGAGCCUUUCCAAACGGAAGAAGGCAACGGCCACGCAUUUACCUGGGCACCAGCCCACCUCCUCGGUGUGACACAUUACCGUGUUUCAAUAUGGAGAGAGUAUUAGACAAAAUGCAGGCCAUCGCCGUAUACCUGUCUUGUGCGUGUUGAUGUCAGCACAGCGCAAGCACCAUACUCAUAGCUAGGAUUGCCUAUACGUUCAAAUUUUGACCCAAAGGUGGGUCGAGCACUCUACCAUUCAAAUGUUGACGUAUUAUAUUUCCGCCCCAGUCAUCACCUGUUCUCUUCAUGCAUGUAGAUGUGUAUUUAUUUUUACCGUAGUAUUUUGGUAACAUCAGGUUGUAUUAUUAUAUAACUUUUUUUAUUCAACUUUAUUCGAGGUUCUCAUCCUUGCUUCGACUAUGAUGAGAUUUAGUGUGUAUAAUGGCUUUCCCAGCUUUAGUAAGAUUUACAUUUUUAGGACAUGUUAUCAUGUAUAGCUUUGCGUAUGAACACAUGAACACUAGGUACUUGACAAUCUUGAUCUUCUCGGUUUGGA
Sycon ciliatum is the source of this 1882-nucleotide messenger RNA. RefSeq names its product solute carrier family 35 member B1-like. Gene Ontology annotation, biological process: UDP-galactose transmembrane transport. NCBI's taxonomy places the organism in Eukaryota, Metazoa, Porifera, Calcarea, Leucosolenida, Sycettidae. Gene Ontology annotation, molecular function: UDP-galactose transmembrane transporter activity; UDP-glucose transmembrane transporter activity. Gene Ontology annotation, cellular component: endoplasmic reticulum membrane; Golgi membrane. The record is from RefSeq and is a predicted model, not a curated record. The transcript is spliced from 9 exons. The coding region runs from base 351 to 1415 and encodes 354 amino acids.